Peniophora sp. CBMAI 1063 is the source of this 585-nucleotide messenger RNA. The record is from the annotation of a GenBank genome assembly. Lineage: Eukaryota; Fungi; Basidiomycota; Agaricomycetes; Russulales; Peniophoraceae.
AUGGACUCUUCGACUGAUAACCCCGCCCCCUCGCGACUUGUCGAGAAGGGAGAUCCCCGUACGACCUUGUCCUGUUCCGAAAUACUCGACAGGCACGCCUGGUAUAAACCGCUCAACGCCCUACACCUACGGAAGGAUGAGAGGUAUUGCACCAUGGACUACGCACUGUUCGACGCGCUGAGCUCAAGGGUCGUGGAGAAUGACAGUGGGGAAUUGGGACGAUGGUCCGCCGAGGCGCAGGAAUGGGAAGAGCGGGAGGGCGCUACGGCGAGCAGCGGGAAAGGAGAGCGCGAUGCGGACGAACAAUUCGGCACACACCAGGCUUCGCGCAAGGACUUCCUCGCAAUGGAUGCCAAAUUCCGCUUGAGCUUGAAGGACAAGAGACGCAAGCUCAAGGCGUCGGAUAUUCAACUUAGUUACGAUGUUCUGCCGGGUGUCGUAAUGGCCGGCCCACCUGGGAGCGCAGCGGGAGGAGAGGACGAAGGGGCGAAGGGUUUGGAAGCAGGUGAUGAGCAGUCGUCCGAGGACGACGACGACGUCCCAGGCUUAAUGUCGGAGGAGGAGUGGGAGGGCGUCGGGGCGUAG